GCCGCAUCGGGGGAUCCCUGGAGCCAAUCCAUACCUUUUAAGUAUUUUGUUGUUGGUGGUGUCAGCCUGCCGUUCUUUGGCAUGUGGCUGUGCGCAGUUUUAUCUGCUUCAUUUUCCUUUGAAGAAGUUACGGAAUCUCAUUUUAAGGUGUCUAACUUUAUUCCUUCUAUAAGCGCUGCCACUGGAAUAACACCACAGUUGUACUUCUGGCGAUAUGCCAUAGGCUUUCACAGUGCACCGCGUAUUUUACUCGCCGCUGCCUACUACCAGUAUUAUAAAAUGUUCACCGAGUGUCUUUCUUAUUCAUUUUAUUACAAUCUGCUAACAAAAAUGGCCCUUUUGCUCAAUAUUCUCGAUGUCAUAACAUUUUUGGGAGUUGCCUUUGGGCUGUUCAUCAUAUUCCUCUUUGCUUCAUCGCUUUACAUGUUGACAGUCCUGACUAUACAUGAAAUACUGCGGAAGCACAACAUGCUGUCUUCGAGGGUUUGUUAUUCACGAUUUAAUUACAUUUUCCUGCAGCUUAAGCAUUCGUACACGAUGAAGUUCACGUUUUUCAUUUCUACUUUGAUUCUAAUCGGAAUCCUCGCGUAUCACUUUCAUGCACAUCGUUUUUUGUGCAGACCUAAUGGUGAGUUUCAUUCAGUGAUUGCAAAGAAUAUGUCGCACUUCUCGUUCCUAAUUAUUACUCAACAUCUAUUUAACACGCCACGUCAACUGUCCCCUGCGAGUUAG
Messenger RNA from Echinostoma caproni, 732 nucleotides. The record is from the annotation of a GenBank genome assembly. Lineage: Eukaryota; Metazoa; Platyhelminthes; Trematoda; Plagiorchiida; Echinostomatidae.